AUGGCGCCUUUCCAGCAAACUGGCGCUGCCAUACUUGUACUCAGCACGUACAUACUGUCACUAUGCAGUGCACUGAGCAGAAGAUCUCUAGUCACGACACCAGGGAUCCCGAACGGCCACUGGGUCGAUACGUGGACGGCCAUGCCGCAACUGACAGAGUACACGAAUCUGCCACCAGCACCAUAUAACACUUCGACGGUGAUAUUCAACAACAGCACGAUUCGUCAGACGCUGCAUACAUCCAUAGGCGCAUCGCAGAUCAGAAUCCGCAUCUCCAACGCUUUCGGCUUGACCGACUUGCCCAUCACGAGCAUGACAAUCGCUCUGCCGUACAAUGGUUCGGCUGGGACGAGUGCGAUCCAGCCGUCGACGCUGCAGACCGUCACAUUCAGUGGUGGCGAAGAGUCGAUAGUCAUCCCGGAUGGGGCGCUGGGCGUGUCGGAUCCUCUGGAUUUCCCUGUCGAGGCUCAAUCUAUGAUCAGCGUGACCACGUACCUCGCCGCGGGACAGGAAGGGACACACAUCACCAGUCAUCCGGGCAGUCGCACGACAAGCUGGAUGACGGUGGGAAAUCAGGUCGGGGCGACGAAUCUGACGGGGCCGGAGUUGAAUAGUACUGCUCAUUGGUACUUUCUGUCCGCCCUCGAAGCAUGGUCACCACCCACCGUCCAUGCAUUUUCCAUCAUAGGUGAUUCCAUCACCGACGGUCGAGGCAGUGACACGGACAUGAACAAUCGAUGGCCUGACCUGCUCCUCGCACGUCUUCAGUCCAGCGGUGAUUCAAUGCUCGCCUCCAUCGCCGUAUCCAAUCAAGCCGCAGGUGGCAAUCGGAUUCUCGAGGACGGUCUCGGUCCCAGCGUUCUUUCGCGUGUUGACCGAGACGUCCUCUCCCACGUCGGGGUCAAGUACGCCAUGAUCUUCGAGGGCGUCAACGACAUCGGCACUGCGGACGAGACCGCCGCGAACCUGACCAUCACAUACGACAGGCUCAUCGCGGCGUAUAAGCAGAUCGCGACGCGGAUCCACGCCUUCAACAUCCCAUUGUUCGCCGCGACGAUUACGCCGUUCUCGGCGCCCGGCGGGAACACGACGCUGCAGCCCUAUACGAGUGCGUUGCGCGAGCAGACCAGGCAGAAAGUGAACGACUUUAUUCGCCACUCGGGCACGUUUGACGCUGUUUUGGACUUUGACGCCGUUGUUAGAAACGAUACGGUGCCGAGUCAGUUGGCGGAUGCAUUGCAGUCGGGAGAUUACCUGCAUCCGAAUGAGGCCGGCUAUCAUUUGUUGGCCGAGUCGAUUGAUUUGAACCUGUUUGCCAGAUUCGCGAAUGGCGUCGAUGGCUUUGUUUGA
Molecule: messenger RNA, 1350 nt
Organism: Exophiala spinifera
Lineage: Eukaryota; Fungi; Ascomycota; Eurotiomycetes; Chaetothyriales; Herpotrichiellaceae
Exons: 4
Coding region: 1-1350 (449 amino acids)
Molecular function (GO): hydrolase activity, acting on ester bonds
Source: RefSeq, a predicted model, not a curated record